AUGUGUGAUUCCGAAUUAAUCAAAAACAAUAUUUAUUUAUAUACACUAUCAACGGCAACUCUACACUUUAUUAGUUUAUUAAAGCUAUACUUUAGAUGUGCUUCUGUUUCGAAUGAGGAGGAUGUCUGUCUACAAACUGGACAUAAUGUCCCCAGCUAUGACCGAACUUUUGUUUCUACCAAUUUGACUGAUGCAACCGCAAAAUUAAGAAAAACACUUAGAGGGAACAACACUGCAACUGAAAAACACGAAUUUCAAGCUUUGCUUAUUCGUUUCGAGUUUUUCUCUUCACUUUUGGAAAUGUUUGAUUUUUUGUUGCCUUCAAAAGGGACUCUUUAUUUGUUGAAUGCGGGUAUUAAUGAAACAGAAAUUGACCCUUUUAUUCCAAAUUUAUACAGUGCUGGAGAACAACUUCAAAAAUGUUUACAUUUCCACAAAAGAAUAUUGGCUACAAUUAAUUUCGGAAAGCAACCACCAAAAGAUGAAAGAGAUUCACUUUUUGAUUGGUUAUCAACUUUUGAUAGUAAUACAUAUCUUUAUAUGUCAACUGCUGGUCUUCCAAGGAAAUUACAAUUAUUUUCGAGAUUAGAAGGUUAUAAAUAUAUUGAAGAUACGCUUGAAACUAUUGGAGAAAUUAUUAUGAGUGUGCCUGAUUAUGUGACUACAACAUGGGGAAUUUUGCUUUUCCCUUUAAAUCGGCACAAUUUAACGGGCACAAUUCCUUUUAUGCAAAUUGCCUUCAAUUCAGUUAAUCGAUUUUGUGGUUACCUUAUGAAUAAUAAUAUACAAGAUGUUAUUGCUCAACACAAUUCAUAUUUUCCUCAUUUAAAUGUUUUAUUUAACGAAAUUUUUGGCCUUUUUGAACGUGCCUAUACUUGCCUUUAUCAAACUCAUGGCAACAAUUUGGCUAGACAAUGGGACUUUUUUCAUGUUAAUUUUGAUGAUUUUUCUAUUUUAAUUAAUGAGGCAACACAGCUUGAAGACGAAAUGCGAGGUAUUCGUUUAAGAGUUUUCCAAACUCAAGGACUCGUUCUAAGCGUUGGAGGUGUUCCAGUUAAUGAUGAUAGUGAUGUUAAUGAACAUACAAAAAUUAUUCAACCAAUGUCUCCUCUUCCACCUUUAAUUGAAAGGCUUAAAUUAGAAAAUAAAAUGGAAUAUCCUCUCUCUAAUUUUUUUCUCUACACAACUUUGGAAACAAUGCAUCAUUAUUUUUGGAUUGGAUUUCAAUUACGUUUAUUUUUGCCUUUUGAAUUUAUUUAUGUUUAUUGGUAAGGAUUUUAAUAAAAAAAUUUUUUUUGAUUCUCUUGUUUAUUCCCUAGAAGGGGACCGGUGGAAUAUACGGGUCUUUAAUUUUGUUGUUUUUAGGCCUGAAUCACCUCUAUACAUUUUUUAAUUUAAUUUUUUUAGUUGGGGUUUUUUUAUAUCUUACUUUCAUUUUCCCCUCUUAUCAUUGUAAGACCGACAGUUCCUCCCAUCUUGUUAAAAAAUUAAAACGUUCAGCCGUGGUUCCUUGCAGCGGGGAGCUCUCAAGAUCAAGUUUCAUUCAAUUUUUUGCUAUUUUUUGGGACGGGACGACCGCUAUACUCUUUUUUACU
Meloidogyne enterolobii is the source of this 1595-nucleotide messenger RNA. The record is from the annotation of a GenBank genome assembly. Lineage: Eukaryota; Metazoa; Nematoda; Chromadorea; Rhabditida; Meloidogynidae.